UCCAGUUCUAUACUAAGCUCUGAUUGGCUGCUCCUUGCCCGUCUUUUAUAACUGACGUUCCGAUUGGCUUAGAGUCCCCAGGAGGCGUGCGGAUGUCGGGGAGUCGCUGUCUCUCGGAUACGGCCCGGCCUCGUUGUGCUCCGUGCGGAGAUGGCGCUGCGCGUAGCGGCGGGCGGGGAGCGGGUGAGGCCUGCGCCGCGUCCGGUGUUUCGGGACGAGGCUGCGGGUCGGGGCGGCCCUCAGAGCCCAGACGGGCCGCAGGGGCGCCCCUCACUUCGCUUUUUCUCCCGGCAGGGACGCGGCGCUGCUCCGCUCUGGGCAACCGCCGCCAGCGGACACUGCGGCCUGCCCCGCUCCUGCCUUGAGAUCCGAGGCGUCGGCGCGGAGCUGGACGGGCCGGGCCGAGCCGCGCUGGGCCGCAGCAGGUUCCUGAAGGUGCGGGGCGAAGCGCACGGGCAGCAGCGGGACACGGCGGAGCGCGGAGCUGAAGCCACGAGCGCUGCGUUCAGCGCUGCUCACAUGAGAUCGAAUUCAGCUCUGAGAAAAGUGGAGCAGCUGCAAAACAAAAUCCUCAACAGGAAAAAACAGCUGGAACUGCAGAGCGCUGAGAUGGGCCCGGAGCCUUGGGAUGAAGAUUCAUCGUCUGCUUCCAGUCUUAAACACCGCGAGAGAGGCAAGAAAUACUUGAAGGGCUCUGCUGCCGUUGGUAGGAAUGUGGCUGCCAGCCAGGGCUGCUCUGAGGAAGAGGGAAGCACCCAAAGCCCCGAAAGGAACUUUAAGGUUACACAACAGCUCGGGUUGGGUGGUGAUGGGAAGCAAAUGGGAGAAUGUAUGGAGAGCUCUAUGGGAUUCUCCAGUGGAAGGGAGAACCAAAGGUGUGUUACAGCUGAUCCCAGGUGGAGUGGAAAGAGUCCAGUUUCACCAGGAUCGCCUCCUCCGUCUCCUAAGGAAAUUCUGCUGACAGAAGUAUCUAAAGUAGCUUCUCUUCACAGCAAAGACUCAGAGGAAAACGUUUUAGAUGGAAGGAAUUUGUUAAGACCUUCCUCAGCCAGCAGAAACCAGUCAGCACGGUGUGAUACGAGGUCUCAAUCACUGACUUCUUCCACGAAAGACAAUACUGUAAAAAUGAUUUUGCCCAGAAGAGGCAACGUUAAGCAAAAUCAAGCGUCGAGUGGAAGUGAUGGAAGUGAAAUAAAAUCAUUAGAUGAGUUAUUUUCAAAAGCAGAUGAUGUGGAAGAUUCAAGCAGCAUAAGCUCAAAUGACUUCAGACAGAAUAUCCUGAGCCUGGAUGAUUUGGCAUCAAACAUUAGUGAGACAGCAGAAUUAAAGCAGCAAGGGACGCACGUUCAAAUCAGUCCAGAAAUAAAUAGAAAGACAAAAAAAGACACAUUCCCAGUGGAAAAGGAUCCAACUUUUCCUAAAAUAAGUGCAGAAAUUGCUGUACCUGAUAGUUCUGAGAGGGCUACUGAAAACGUGACUGAAGCUGAAAUCCCUGAGCAAUUAGAAGUUUCUUCAUCUUUUUCUGGGCAUAGGCAGGAUUAUCCUGAUGGUGAUGACAGAACUGUUAAUUCAGAAUAUUCUGAAGACUUUGAACAAUCUCCAUCUACAACAGACAAGGAAACUGUAUCUAAAAUGUCAGUGGAACAUUCUGAGAGUUCCAUGUAUUCUGGAAAAGACCCAUCUUCUUCAGCAUCAUCCCCUUUACUUGCCAGAGAAAGGCACAAACGGGUACACAGAGUAGAUGUAAAAGAAACUGCAGCUCAGACAGUGGAUUUUCCAUUCACCUACUGCUGGUCAAAGACAAACAGCUCUGCAGUGCUUGGUCUGCCUGUUGGGAACAGCUACGUUGAUCCAGUACCUAUUGCCAGUCAUGUCAUCAGCAUGGAUGCAGUAGAAGCCUUGACAGCAUACAGUCCCUCAGUUCUUGUUUUAAAUGCCAUGUUAAAACAGCACUUGAUGUUGACCCAGCAAUUUGUGGAGAACAUCCAGUACCUUCACUUGUCCCUUGUGGAGUCCUUAGAGAAUGAGAAGUUCCACUAUCAUACACUGGAGGAGGCUAAAGAGUACAUCAAGAAUCACAAAUCCCCACCUUUAACGCUGCAACAAGCAUUUGAGGAAAUCCAGAAAGCAGAAGAGAUGCUGCCAUCAUCGUGAAUGUGAAGUAAAACAGACAUUUACAGAUCUCAAGUCAGAACAAGAAACCUUUUCAGGCUGCACAGGUUAAAAAGUUGCAAACUCUGUGCCCACUGCUCUGUGUCUUGUAAUGCAUCAUUUGUUUUCCUGCCUGUUUUCAUUAUGCUUUUAUGUUUUUACUACUGUGCAGGGAUAGAUAAGAGCUAUGAGUCAGCCUACAGCCUGGUUAGCAAAGAAGAAAACCAAAAUAGCUCUUAUCUAAAAGGACUGGGGUGAGUUGUUAAGUCUCUGUUUAUCACAUAGAUCAUCUGCUCUUUUGUCACGGUAGAAGUGAAAGUCUAUGCCACAGCAUCAGGACUACGAUGAUAGUAGGCAAAUACUGAGCUUCAUUUAAGCAAUCGCAUCAGGUUACUACAAAACCAAACAGGCAAAGUUACAGUAAGCUCAGUACAAGGGAAGCUUAAAGCAUAACACUGAGAUCCACUUACUCUGCAAUAUGAAGCACCACAUUAAUUUUUUUUUUUUAUUAAAAAAGGUGUUUAUUGGAAGGCAAAACAAUAAAAUUCACAAGUUGGUAACAUA
Messenger RNA from Coturnix japonica (Japanese quail), 2715 nucleotides. The record is from RefSeq and is a predicted model, not a curated record. Lineage: Eukaryota; Metazoa; Chordata; Aves; Galliformes; Phasianidae.